Molecule: messenger RNA, 2101 nt
Organism: Andrographis paniculata
Lineage: Eukaryota; Viridiplantae; Streptophyta; Magnoliopsida; Lamiales; Acanthaceae
Product: scarecrow-like protein 15
Exons: 1
Coding region: 175-1746 (523 amino acids)
Biological process (GO): regulation of DNA-templated transcription
Cellular component (GO): nucleus
Molecular function (GO): DNA-binding transcription factor activity; sequence-specific DNA binding
Source: RefSeq, a predicted model, not a curated record
CAUCUAACCCAAAAGACCCCCUCCCAGCCCUGCCCUGCCCUGGUUCCCUCACAUAUUUGCGAUUUUAGAACAGUGCUUCCUCGUUGAAGCUAGGAAUUGGAGGAAAAAGCAAAAUCCCAAAUUCAUUCGACACUGCACCUGUUGUAUUAAUUGAAUUUCUUCAAGAAAAAAGAAAUGAAAGUACCCCUGCCGUCUGCAAAUAACCCUCACGACGACGCCGCCGCCAAACACGCCGCCCUUAGCUGCACCGCCGCCUACGAGCCCAGCUCCGUCCUUGAUCUCCGAGGAAGCCCCAGCCCUGUCGCGGAGAAGACCGCCGCCGAUAAUCUGGAAGUAAACGAUCAUGCCCUGAUCAACCACCAACCUGCUGCACAAUUAGAGGACUGGGAUUCUUUGAUGAGAGAAUUGGGAUUGCACGACAUCGACGACGAAUCUCCCGUUUCCCGGCCGCCUCCCUUUCCCCACCCCCACCCCCACCCCCACCCCGAGAUUACUGACCAUCUCCCAGAAUUUCCACCGCUAAUUAGUUCCUCCUUCGACGCGAACAAUCAGUUGGCGGUUGCUGAUUUCGGGCUUCUCACUGACAUCGCCAAUAAUAACAAUAAUAAUAAUAAUUCUAACAAUCCGAAUAGUAUGAUGGGUUUGUUCGAAGGAUUUUCCGGCGACGUUGUGGGGCUCGAUUUCGUCGAUGAGCUGAUUCGACUGGCAGAGUGCUUCGAGACGGGGUCGUUCCAGCUGGCUCACGUGAUAUCGGCUCGGCUCAAUCAGCGGCUGAGCUCGCCGGCGGGGAAGCCGCUCCAGCGGGCGGCUUUUUACUUCAAGGAAGCCCUUCAAUCGCUACUCACCGGCUCCCCUCGCCCGCCGGCAAACUCCAUGGAAAUAGUUCAGACCAUCAAGGCUCAGAGAACCUUCUCGAACAUCUCUCCCAUUUUCAUGUUUUCCAGCUUCACGGCCAACCAAGCUUUGCUCGACGCCGCCUUGGAUUCACCUGUACACGUCAUCGACUUCGACAUCGGCCUCGGCGGUCACUGGGCCUCCUUCAUGAAAGAGCUGGCCGACAGGUCGUCGGACCACGCGCCGCCGCUGCUCCGGAUAUCAGCAAUCGUGCCGGAGGAGUACGCGGCGGAGUCCAGGCUGGUUCGGGAGAAUUCGACGCAAUUCGCUCGGGAGCUGAACAUUAGAUUCGAGAUCCAAUUCAUAUCAAUUCGAAGCUUCGAGUAUUUAUCAUUCAAGGCGAUUAAAUUUAUGGAGGGAGAGAAGGUGGCGGUGCUAUCAUCUCCGGCGAUAUUCCGGCAAAUCGGGACGGGGUUCCUGAACGAUCUGCGGCGGAUUUCGCCUCACGUGGUUGUGCACGUGGACAUGGAAGGCCAGAUGGGGCUGGGAACGACGCCGUAUCGCCAGGCUGUGAUCGACGGCCUAGAAUUCUACUCCACCCUGCUGGAGUCUCUGGAGGCGGCGAACUUUAACGGCGGCGGCGAUUGGAUGAGGAGAAUCGAAACCUUUGUGUUAUAUCCCAAGAUUGUGGAGGCGGUGGAGGCGGCGGGGAGGCGUGCGGCGGCGUGGAGGGAGGCGCUUUUGGCGGCGGGGCUUCGGCAGGUAGGGCUGAGCCAGUUUGCGGACAUACAGGCGGACUGUUUGCUCAGGCGCUUGCAAGUUAGAGGAUUCCACGUGGCAAAACGGCAGGGGGAGAUGCUGCUUUGCUGGCAUGAUAGGCCCCUCGUCGCCACGUCAGCAUGGAGAUAUUAAUUAGUGUCGCUAAUUAAUUAAUCCCUCUCUCGGUAAUGAACAAGGUUAAUUACUACGUAACGUACUAAUCAUGGUUUAGGCAGCGGUCGAUGAUAUCAUUUAAUCCCAAUCCUAUAUUAUAUGUUUGGUUCUAAUGAAUUGCUUAAUUUGAAAAACACUGGUUAAAGAAAUAAAUUUUACUUGUGUUCGUUGUUUAUAAACAAAAUACAUUUGGUAAUCGUAUUAUAUCUUAAAAAUCUGUGGCUAGUUAGAUCAUUUUGUGUACAUUCCAGUUAUGUUAAGUCUCAUUGCAUGUUCUAGAGUAUAUGUUGUUUUGAUUUGUUUGAUUGAGCUUUUCGUAGAAAAGUUUGAUGAA